AUGAUGAUCCUCGAUUGCCUUGAGUGGUACUUGUCUCUGCAUGUUCACUUUGUUGUCGUGAUUCAGUCUGUACGACUUUUUGUUUUUCAUGUGGUUUUGCCCAUAGUAUUUGGUGUCGGCUUGGUGCUGUUUUCAUUGAAUGGGAUUGAUGAUGUCAGAGCACGGCUUCUGUCAAAAGCUGAAUAUAUUUUGUCAAGUCGGAAGAGGGUGAUGUGGGAUAUUAGUGUUGUUAAUAUCAUUAUUAUCAUUCCCUGGGAAAAUGUGCAUCCAGAACUGCAUAAAAUGGUAAUAGAAUCAGAAGCCUUUUCCAUUACAUCAAAAUGUAAAGUAGGUUCUUUUGCUUCAGAAAUUGAAGAUCAAUCUUAUGUUCUGACAAACAUUGAAAGUUCUGCAUCUGUCAGUGAUGCAUAUAUGAAAUUUCAGCCACAAGAUCUCUACAAUCACUUUGACAUCAAAUUACAUGAUUUUGAGAUGAAGGUAAUGAUUCCUAACUAUUCUAAGGCCAUCCCUGUUUUGGAGAAAUUCAGUGCUUCCAUGAUGUUGGCAUCCUGCAUUAUUCCAGAUGAACCGAUAUUGAAACGAUUGGAGGUUUAUUUAAUUGUACCAUCACUUUGUGCACACUUUUCACCGUCAAUAUAUGGUGCAAUUAUGGGAAUAAUGGAAAAUACACAUGUGCUGCAUUCAACAAUAGACUCACCAAUCUUUUCAAUGCCUGAUUCACUAUAUACCAAUUCAAGUAGGUCGGAGAUCCCCAAAAUGUUUUGGUUCUCUGUUGUUGCAACUAUUGGGUCAGCUGGUUUUCUUGUCGACAUUGAAAAUGAUGAGGAUAAUAGUUGCAUUCUCAUGCUGUCUCUUCAAGAAUUCGAUGUUCGGUUUGGUCAGAUAGAAUUCCCAGAGUGCUGGAUCUGUGUGAAGGCUUUGAGGAUCCUCUCUUAUUCAAGAAAAGAUGAGAAAGACAAACAUGUUCUGUGCUCGUCUGGAAAUGUGUGGGAAGCCUAUUCGGCAUAUCCAAGCGAAGCGGAUGUCCGACUUAGCAAUGAAAGUGAAAACUAUGAUCACAAAAUCAGGUCUGCUGGUGAAUGCUUUCUACUACAUUUUGGAUCCCGAACAAAUGUUAACUUAAUCUGUCGCAAGUGCACAGUCUGCUUAAGUGAUAUAGAGUUUCACUGCUAUCCUUAUAUAGUUGGAUUGCUAGUUGGAUUCUCUGACAAAAUAUCAAAGUACGGUCCAUCUCAUCUUGUUGAGGAUUCUCCCAGCUCGGCUGUGGACUGUAACAAUCCCCUACGAAAGCCUUUUUUUGAGUUCCAAAGGUUUGGGUACUCAAAAUUCUUCCAAACUGGUACCUCUGAAUGUGCAAAUAUUGCAGUGGAUGAUUUUCCAUUUGUUACGGUUUACAAUGCCGGUUCUCUUUUUAGCUUUGGGAGCUCACUUAUUCAUGCUGUUCCUGAGUGGAGGACAGUUCUUAACUCAAGAGACAGAAAAAUGAGAAGUGAUGAAUGCAUUGUGAAGAAGGAAUCUAACUCAUUGUUUGGCCCAGCAGUGAAAUCCUGGUUUGGUACAGAUGAUUUGCCUAUGCCAGAGGAUUUUGAUGAUCCUGGUGUGUUUAUUAUUGAUUUAAAUAUCAGCAGCAUCAGACUACAUUUUCAUGAUUCCUCAUGUAUUGUUGGAACUAUUACACUCCCUAACUCUAAAUGUUCAUUCACUCUGCAUGAAGAUCUUUUUGACAUAAUAUGUUCUACAGAGGGCUUAGUUCUGUCAUCGUCUUGGUGGAAUCAAACUAUCCAUGACUUUUUGUGGGGGCCCUCAUCACCAAGUCUUUCUCCUAUCCUGAACAUAUGCAUGAGGAAACGAAAUGUUGGAUCAUUGAGGUCUCUAUUUGAAAUAUGUUUUGAAGUUCAGCAUGUGUCCUGCAUUUUGCCACCUGAAUUUCUUGCCAUAAUAAUUGGUUAUUUCUCAUUGCCUGAUUGGAGCUUCUACACGAAUGAGCAGCCUCUUUCUGAAAACACUGGGUGUAUGGAUUUAGAAAACAACAGUGCCGUUACUUAUAAGUUUGAGAUUCUGGAUUCCACUUUGUUUACACCUGUGGAGAGUGAUAAUUUCCGGUUUCUGAAGCUUGAUAUUCAACAGCUGCACAUUAGUUUUAUCCAUAGAAGUGAUCCAAAUACUGCUCUAAAGGAUAUUCCUACUGAAUGUUUGGUUUCAUCACAUAAAGUUGCCAGGAGAAGUAACUGUGUAGAUGUAUCCGGGCAUGACGUAUCUCUAUCACUUCUAUUGCUGAAGGAUGACUCCUCAAUAUUUGAUCAAAAAACUGGAAAUGUGUGUAUUGAUUUAAUUUGCCCAAUCAGUGCUGAUGUGUGGGUCAGAAUACCCAGUGACAGUGAGUCUUUUUGUGUAAGCUCUGUUGCUUCAACAUGUGUUAUGGUGAGGGUCAAUAGUUGUCAACUUUUAGCUGAAGGUGGUUAUGUUUUUGUUGGAUAUGAAGCACUACUUAGUGUCAUAAAUCAGUUUUCCUUGGUUGAAAAAGAAUCGCAGUGUUUCACCUCUGAUGUUCUACAGUUUCUUCAAUCAAAGAAGAGUCUAAAGGAAAAUAGCUCAUAUCUGCUGGAAGCUGCAGGGAUGACUUUCACAGAAACUAAAUUUUGUGUGAAUUCAAUGUCACUGAAGUUUUUUCGCUCAGGAGAAGAGUUAAACGCUUCUGAACCUGUUGCAAUUGCUAAUAUGCAAUUUAUAUGCUCUGCAUCUUUAAAAGAUGACAAACCUAUGCACUGGGAUAUUUCGUUCUCUUCUCUGGCAUUACUUUCGUUGGUUAACUCUAUAAUGUUAGCAGAAUGUACUUCUUCCUGUUCAACCUCGUCAGUGCUAGAGAUGACUUUUAAAAUGUCAGAUCAGGGUGAAAAUGAGCUUCAUGUUUCUGCUCCUUCUCUAGAUAUUUGGUUGCAUUUGUUUGAGUGGAGUGAAGUCAUUGACCUACUCAAUUCUUACUCUGGACAAUUAGUCAAAACUUUAUCAGUGGAUGCACCAUCAGAGAUAUCAAAUUUGGUUCCAGUAGAUCAAAAUGAUAUUGUGACAGUUAAUGGUUCACAGAAUUCUCCUCAAUUUCUGAGUAUGUCAAGACAGUUUGCACCAGAAACAAUGAAGCAUGAUCCUGUUUUUCUUAUUGUGAAAUCCGAAAAUGUUGGCAUGACGGUCCAUAUGCCUGUCUGUGUCAGUGAAGGAGCAUUUAGCAUAUGUUGGGAGUCCUGCAUUCAGAAGAGGAGCCCUGUGAAUUAUUCAUCCAAUGCAAUUAAAGCAAAUCACAAUAACUUUAUCGUUGUUAGUGUCGAAAGUAGGCAUAGUGAAUUGGUUUGGAAUGGGAAAACUGCAAAAGUGAAGUUCAAUUCGGAAAAAACAAGUGGAAGAUUGGAAAUAUAUGAGGACAAGAGUGUCCAUACCUGGCCUUGUUUCCAGUUGUUCCAUGUUAACAUGGAGGCUGAGUUUCGUUGUGGCCAGAAGGAGCAUGGGAAUGUGAAAGUGGUGGCUCAAUGUGACAAUCUUGAUUUGUGGCUUUCACAGCACGUCUUCUGCUUUGGGCAACAUGAGUGGUUUAAAAUUCCUGCAGCAGGGUCUUCACAAGUUACGUUUGGUAGUAUGGAAUUUGAAAUCCAACUAAGGAAGAUUUCUCUACUAGUGACUGGUGGAAGGUGGAUCUCUAAUGGACCUCUACUGGAAAUACUUAUCAGAAAUUUACUCUUGGUUGCUAGCAUAUCUGAGAGGAAAAUGGAAGGCUCAGUUGCAGGCGACCUGCAAGUGAGCUACAACAACAUUCACAAGGUCUUGUGGGAGCCUUUCAUAGAGCCCUGGAAUUUUCAAUUAGGCAUAACUAGAAAGCAUGACAAAAGUGCUCUGUUGAGCAAUGCAAUUAUGACUGAUAUUCAUCUCAAGUCAACAACACAACUGAACAUGAAUUUUACAGAAUCCUUUAUGGAGGUUGUUUUUAGGGCAGUUGAGAUGAUCAAGGAUGCUUGGGGUCUAAUGGGGCUGAAUGAUCUUUCUGAAAACCCAAAAUUCUUAAAUUCUCAGAGUGGUGAUAAUGUACAUACUGGACACUUUGCUCCCUAUAUACUUCAAAAUUUGACUUCAUUGCCUUUGGUAUUCUAUAUCUGUCAAGGGUUGGUUAGUGUUGAUGAUUUGGAUGCAGCAGCGUUAAAAGAUAAGAAAUGUCUGCAACCAGGUUCUUCAAUUCCAAUUUAUAUUGAAGAAAGUGCGGAGCAACAACUUUUUCAUGGUAGGCCUGCUAAUUCUUCUGACAAACUCAGUGACAAGCAGCUUACUGGAGUAGCACAUCAUUAUAUUAUUAUUCAACUUGAGGGAACAUGUAUGCCUUCUGCUCCUAUUUCAAUGGAUCUCGUAGGUCUCCACUGCUUUGAGGUGAAUUUUUCUAAGACAUCAAAUAACUUAGAAGUUGGCAAUAUUGAGGAUGCUUUAAAAGCAAAUAAAAAUGUAGAAGUGAACAAUGGAGCAGAUACAAAUGGUGGCUUUGUUGUUCCUGUAGUAGUUGAUGUUUCUGUACAGCGGUAUUCAAAGUUAAUGCGGUUGUACUCAACGGUAAUUCUUUUAAAUGCAACUUCUGUACCACUUGAAGUGCGUUUUGAUAUUCCUUUUGGUGUAUCACCUAAGAUCCUUGAUCCGAUAUAUCCUGGUCAGGAGUUUCCUCUACCUCUUCAUCUGGCUGAAGCAGGCUGCAUGAGAUGCCGUCCACUCGACGACAGUUGCCUGUGGAGUGAAGCUUAUAACAUCUCAAAUAUUCUUUCUCAUGAAAGUAGGAUUGGGUUUUUGCGUUCCUUUGUUUCAUAUCCAUCUCAUCCCAGCUGUGAUCCAUUUCGCUUUUGCAUAUCAGCACAAGAUAUGUGCUUGACUUCCAUUGGCAGGCAAAAGAGGGGUUCAGGUCUGUAUUUGAAUAGUACUAUAAAGCAAUCAGUUGAGAGGAGUGGCCAAGUUUUGCACAAUCUGGACAAGUCGCAGAAGCGAUACAUUCACCUGGUGAGUUUUACUACUCCGUUCGUUGUGAAAAGCUAUCUUCCAGAGGCAGUAUCAUUGACAGUUGAAAGUCGCGGAGUUACACGCACAGCAUUACUUAAGGAGGUAGAAAUUUCGUUUUUCCAUGUUGAUUCUUCACAUGACCUGGAAAUUUCAUUUUCUAUGCGUGGAUACAAAUCUUCGACUUUGAAAUUCCCACGUGCGGAAACAUUUGCAGCGAUGGCCAAGUUUAGUGGAACGAAGUUCUCUCUAUCUGAAACCGUUGCCUUUGAUUCUGAUAUAGGUUUUGGUCCUAUAUAUGUCACAAUGGAUAAGGCAAUGGAUGCCUUCUCUGGAGCUCGUGAAAUCUGCUUAUUUGUCCCAUUUUUGUUAUAUAAUUGCUCUGGUUUUUCUCUCGUUGUUUCAAAUGCUGCUUGUGAAAUGAAAGGAUGUGGUUGCACUGUUCCUUCCUGUUAUGAUCUGGACGAGCAGGACCUAGUUCGGGGCAGAAAAGAUGGUCUGGGCCUUCUAAUUGCUAGUCAUGAUUUGCAAACAGCUCCACACAAAAAUAACCUGAGAGAUUCUUCCUUGGCAAGUUACAUUGUCUCAACCAGGAAGAAUAUAAUCUCACACUGCAGUGAGUAUUCCAGCAAACCUUUCUUUUUGUCUGGUUCCUCUACAAUUCCUCAUAGGCAUAUGGAUAAGCAUGAUUUACGAGCUCCAAACUUAUCCUUAAGUGAUCUGAAGAGUGAUUCAACUUCAAGCAGUCAAUUGAAUUUACAGUUUCGUGAUUUUGACGAUGAUUAUAAGAAAGUAAAUGCUUGCAUGUACUCUCCUUCUCCCAAUUCCUCUGCUAGUGAAAUUAUGGUAAAAGUUAGUCGGUGCCUAUCUGAGUGUGUUAUGGAUAACAUCCCAACCUGUUCUUGGUCAAUGCCAUUUUUCCUUGUUCCACCGACUGGUUCAACUAGUGUUCUGGUUCCCCAACCGUUUACAAAUGCUGCAUACAUAAUAUCGGUUACAUCAAGUGCCUUGGAUAAACCAUUUUCUGGAAGGACAAGAAUUACUACAUUCCAGCCCAGAUAUGUAAUCAGCAAUGCAUGCAGCAAGGAUGUGUGUUAUAAGCAGAAGGGUACUGACUGUAUUUUUCACUUGGGAAUCGGACAACAUUCCCAUCUUCACUGGACAGAUACAACAAGUGCGUCUUGGGCUAGAGAUGCAACUUCAUCAACACCACCAAGGUGUCUCCGACAAAGAGGAAUGGAAAGAGGAAGAAGGGUUGUCACCAAUUUCAUCAACUUGGUCCUGAACCUGAUGUUCAGGAAUAGCUCUAGAGGCUCUCUACCCUUGAAACCUCCAGUUGAAGCUAAACCUACCGAGCCUACUUCAGAUGAGGAUCCUACCGAAGACUUUGCUUGUAUAACUGAGCUCGUUCGGUUGAAGCAUGCUGCGAAGAAGAGGAAUCGCCUUAUACGAGUUCGUGAUCUUGGACCUCGCAUUGUGAAAAAGGGCAAGAAGAUGAAAAAGGCUCUUCGGUCGAACUCUCUUGCCGUCGAGAAGUGUGGGUGUCAUGAGAGCAAGUCUAGGAAGGUUACUGGGAAAAUGCUUUGCUUCAAGCUUACAUAG
Messenger RNA from Ilex paraguariensis (yerba mate), 6618 nucleotides. The record is from the annotation of a GenBank genome assembly. NCBI's taxonomy places the organism in Eukaryota, Viridiplantae, Streptophyta, Magnoliopsida, Aquifoliales, Aquifoliaceae.